This is a messenger RNA of Aspergillus wentii DTO 134E9, 2111 nucleotides long. RefSeq names its product polysaccharide lyase family 4 protein (gene rglB). Bases 129 to 2111 code for a protein of 660 amino acids. Gene Ontology annotation, molecular function: catalytic activity; carbohydrate binding. The transcript is spliced from 4 exons. The record is from RefSeq and is a predicted model, not a curated record. NCBI's taxonomy places the organism in Eukaryota, Fungi, Ascomycota, Eurotiomycetes, Eurotiales, Aspergillaceae. Gene Ontology annotation, biological process: carbohydrate metabolic process.
CUUCUCUCACCACGAUGGAGCCCUAAUUAUCUCGGGACAUUCAAUCCCGGACUAGUAGUCAUGCAUAUAAAGUGAAGCUGGACUUUCCCCUGUUCCACACUUCCUUAGAUUAACCCCUAGACGACAAGAUGCGUCUCAGCCUUGUGAGCGCGGCCUUGUGGGCCACGGCUGCAAUUGCAGUGACCCUCACAGAAACAAACAACACAAUCACCCUCGCCAAUGACCGACUAACCGCCAUCCUCGACAAAAGCGUCGGCCAAGUCAUCGAUCUCUAUCUCGACGGACAAGACCUUCUCGGCCCGCAGUCCGGGUCAACUGGUAUCGGACCAUACCUCGACUGCUACUGCAUCCCGUCUGGCUUCUACACAGCCGGCGCAACAACACCCCGCAUGGCUGUCGUGCAGGGGACCGACUCAACAGGAACAGACUACGGCGGGAUGAUCCUCACAGACACAUACACGCCUACCGGUCAGCAGUUCCAGCAAUACUGGUUUCUUCGUGACGGCGAGACAGGACUACACAUGUUCAGCAGGCUGACAUAUCACAACGAGACAACACCGUAUCUGCGCAAUCUGCAAGAAUUCAGGACUCUCCUCCGCCCGAAUACGGAACUGUGGACGCAUCUCUCGUCAAGUGAGAUGCAGACUGCGCCAUUACCGAGUAAGGAGGCGAUUAAGAAUGAGGUUGUGGUGCAGGAUGCGACGUGGCGGUUUAAUAAUACACCUGAUGAUGCGUAUUAUACGCAGUUUUCGGAGUAUUUUACCAAAUAUACAUUUUCCAAUAUGUGGGGUGAGAAUAGCGUUCACGGACUGUAUGGUGAUGGAUCUACCUCGAAUGGCUCUACAUACGGGGCGUGGCUGGUGAUGAACACAAAGGAUACAUACUACGGGGGCCCCCUCCACUCCGACCUCACCGUCGACGGCAUCGUCUACAACUACAUAGUUUCCAACCACCACGGCGAAGGAACCCCCAACAUAACAAACGGCUUUGACAGAACCUUUGGUCCACAGUUCUACGUCUUCAACGGGGGGAAGACAUCGUCUGCAACAUUGCAAGAAUUAAGAUCCGAUGCUGAAGCCUACGCCGAUCCGAACUGGAAUGCAGAGUUCUACGACUCCAUCGCUGAACAUGUCGUUGGGUACAUCCCGUCUAGCAAGCGUGGGAGUGUAGAUGGACAUAUCGACCUGCCUGACGGUGCCGUCAAUCCAAUUGCCAUUCUCACUGUAGACGGACAGUACUGGCAGGAUAACUCAAUCGAUGCUUCUUCACACCAAUACUGGACAGACAUCGCCACAGAUGGGACCUUUCACAUCAACCGGAUCAAACAAGGAAAGUAUAGACUGACAGUCUAUGCAGAGGGUAUAUUCGGCGACUUCACCAAAGAUGGCAUUACCAUUGACGCUGGAAGAACCACUCAGAUAAAUGAGAACUGGACACCCGAGUCCGCAGGAACAGAAGUCUGGCGUCUCGGUGUGCCGGAUAAAUCAUCAGGAGAAUUCAGACACGGCAAUACACGCGACACCACACAUCCACUGUAUCCCCCUGAAUAUCUUAUCUACUGGGGUGCUUAUGAUUGGCAGUCUGACUUUCCAGAUGGUGUGAAUUAUACCAUUGGAAAUAGUGAUCCAGCGGUGGACUUUAACACUGUCCACUGGUCUGUAUACGGGCGUACGCCUGAUAAUCCAGCUGUGGAAUAUGAUACAACGCAUGACUGGAAGAUCAACUUUUCUCUCGAUGAGCAGCAACUAAGCAAAAAGGAUACAGCAACGCUCACCAUCCAACUCGCGGGCGCAAAGACCGCAUCAGGAAAUACAGACGUCUACAACCCAGACGAAGAAUACAACAACCUAGCACUGGAAAGCUACAUCAACCAACAGAGCGAGCCACUGACGAUGUUGAUUGGCUUCAACCAGUCGAGUAGCUGUAUUGUACGCUCUGCCGUGAGUUGCUACCAGGUUCGAUCGAGAAUGCAGUUCCCAGCAGACUGGUUGAGAGUGGGAGAUAAUGUGCUCACGCUGCAUUUGCCAUAUAACGCAACGGAUACGGAGACUGCUAUUUUACCUGCUACGGUGUAUGUGCAGUACGAUGCGUUGAGGUUGGAGUUGUCUUGA